AUGGGGCCCCCGAAGGCUUUUUUCUUUGUGGAGGGGGGGCCCUUGGGGAGACUAUCAAGGAGCUGCAGCAGCAGCAGAAGCAGCAGCAGCAGCUCCCGUACAGUUUCCCAAUCUGUAGCUGCAUCGAAGCAACAGCUGCAGCAGCAGCAGCAUGAGCAGCAGCAGGAGCAGCAGGAAGAGAAGGAAGUUGAUGAUGUGCUGCAGCAUCAUCUAGAUUUGCUGCAGCAGCAGGUGUAUCAGCAGCAGCAGCAGCAGCAGCAAGAGUUUGCAUGCACGGAUUUCUUACGUUUAGGUGUCUUACCAUCAAUAAGAGACAAUCUGCAGUAUUGGGGUGUACAGGCAGCUAGCCGUAUACAGGCUGCUGCUCUCCCUCUGCUGCUGCAAGGAGACAGUGUCUCCUUAGCAGCAGAGACAGGCAGCGGCAAGACAUUAGCAUAUAUUAUAUCCUUAGUGCAGCGGCUAGUUGUGCUGCAGCACCAGCAGCAGGUGCAGCAGCAGCAGCAGCAGCAGAGACACUUAGCAUUAACAAGAGGAGGAAGAGGAAGAUCUAAAUUACCUGAUCCAGCAGGAGAGAAAGCAGCAGCAGAUGCAGCAGCAGCAGCAGCAGCAGCAAGUGCAGCAGCAGCAGCAGCAGCAGCAAAAUAUCCUGUUGCAGUAGUAUUAACACCAACAAGGGAGUUAGCCCUACAGCAAUUCAAGGCAGCAGAUAAAAAAAUACUGCAGCAGCAGCUCCUCCAGCAGCAGCAGCAACAGCAACAGCAGCAGCAGCAACAGCAGCAGCAACAGCUGCUCCUGCCGCUCAAGCAGCACCCUACUCAAUAUAUCUUUGCUGCUGCUACAUUACCACCAGGGGGCCCCGCUAAGGGCCCCUUCAGUAUAGCCAGAGCUAGGAAUACCCUCAAGAGAGGGGGGGCCCCCAAGGGGGGCCCCUCCUCCAAGGAGACAAAGGAAGAAGAGAUAAAUAAAGAAGGGAGUCAAGAGGGAAAAAAGGGUACAGAAAGUAAUGGGGGGCCCCCUACCGUGGGGGGCCCACCUGCGGAUACACCUGGAAGUAUAGGACUAAAGGAAAUAAUACGUAAUGAAUUCCCUUGCAUGUACUUUGUUGAGUCUGAUUUGCUGCACUGCAGCAGCAAGGGACUGCAGCAGCAAUUUAUUCCUGUUGCUGCUAAGGAGACAGAAGGAGACAGAAUUCGUACCCUAUUUAGGGUACUAGAGGGGCCCCUAAAGGGCCUCAAAACUCUUGUCUUCUGUAAUACAGCAGCAACAGCUAAAAGGGUUGCAGAGGGGCUGCAACAGCAACUGCAGCAGCAGCACGAGCAACAGCAGCAGCAACAGCAACAGCAGCAGCAGCAGCAGCAGCAGCAGCAGCAGCGGCAAGUAUUUCUGUUUACUGCACAGCUGCCUCCCUUAACAAGAGCAAAAGUAUUAAAAGAGUUCUGUAACGCAGCAGCAGCACCGCUGCAGCAGCAGCAGCAGCAACAGCAGCAGCAGCAGCAGCAGCAGCAAGAGGAGGAGGAGGAGGAGGAUGACGAUUUUCUUGCUGCUGAUGGUGCUGUCUCCUCUUCCUCUUCCCCCUCAACAGCAACAGAAGCAGAAGCAGCAGCAGCAGCAACAACAGCAGCAGCAACAGGAGCAGGAGCAGUCCUUGUGUGUACAGAUGCAGCAGCAAGGGGACUACAUAUAGAGAAUCUUGCUGCUGUUAUUCAGUAUGAUUUUGCUCUCUCUGCUGUCUCCUUUCUGCAUAGAGUAGGGAGAGCAGCAAGAGCAGGAAGACAGGGACUAGCUGUCUCCUUUUAUUUACCGCAGCAGCAGCAUCUUGUUGAUGCUAUUAGAGGACAGCAGCAGCAGCAAGAGCAGCAGCAAGGGCAGCAGCAGCAGCAGCAACAAAAGCCGCACUCCCUUGCUGCUGCAUUCAGCCGCAAAAGAUCAUUCAGUAAAAAAAUCAAGAAAAAAGCAAAAGCAGCAGCAGCAGCAGCAGCAGCAGCAGCAAAAGCUGCAGCAGCAGCAAGUGGUGAGCACUCAGAUGCCCCCUUAUCUGUGAAGUUUCCUAACAGCAGCAACAGCAGCAGCAGCAACAGCAGCAGCAGCAACAGCAGCAGCAGCAGCAACAGCAGCAGCAGGACUAGCAAGUUGUAUUAA
Eimeria maxima is the source of this 2139-nucleotide messenger RNA. RefSeq names its product RNA helicase, putative. Lineage: Eukaryota; Apicomplexa; Conoidasida; Eucoccidiorida; Eimeriidae. The coding region runs from base 1 to 2139 and encodes 712 amino acids. The transcript has 4 exons. Gene Ontology annotation, molecular function: ATP binding; nucleic acid binding. The record is from RefSeq and is a predicted model, not a curated record.